This is a messenger RNA of Volvox carteri f. nagariensis, 1182 nucleotides long. RefSeq lists its product as uncharacterized. The record is from RefSeq and is a predicted model, not a curated record. The transcript has 10 exons. NCBI's taxonomy places the organism in Eukaryota, Viridiplantae, Chlorophyta, Chlorophyceae, Chlamydomonadales, Volvocaceae. Bases 1 to 1182 code for a protein of 393 amino acids.
AUGACAGUUGUGCUGAAUUGCCGAUUCCGGUUUUGCCGCGCAACAGCUUCCGCCUUAGAUCUCACUACCCUUUUGCGCUUUCCAAAACUCCGAAUACCCUUGUCGACAAAGCAAGCGAUAGGCCUGAAGGGCAAUGCUGCGGACUGGCGACCCACAUCGAAUGCCCGCAACCUGGCCAUGAUUGAGGAGGCACGGCGCUUCUCCAAGCAGAUCAAGCUGCUGCACAAGGAGCUGCGGGAGAUGGAGGGCAGGAUUGAAGGCAACCUGGUGGUUCUGAAGGGCGUGCUGAACUCCCCCCUGCCCCGAGUGUAUGAAAUGACCGACAAGGGGGCGGUGCCCGUGGAGAAGGAGGCGUCCGUGGUGGGGAUGGGGGUGGCAUUUGACGCGCUGGGGGCCACAGCGACAAAUCUGAAGGCCAAGCUGCAGCAGGAGGUGCUGUUUCCUCUAGAUCAGUGGCAGGCGGGUUACCGCAUGAUCAAGGUCCGCAAUGCCAAGUGCGAGGAGCUGAGGUUGGAGCUGGAUGCCAAAAGAAGGGAGGCGGCGGCCAUGGCGGCCAGCCUAGAGAAGCUCAAGUCCCGGGCGGCUGCUAGCGCCCACCCGGGGGAUGUGGAGGGCGGCAAGACGGGGGCCGGUGGCGGGGGCAGUGAGGGGACCAAGCUGGCCACCAUGCAGUCCCUGCCACCCGGCACUAAAACCAACUCCAACAAGUGGGAGGAUGCGGAGUUUAAGUUGCAGAAGGAGGAGGACAAGGUGGCUCGUCUCACGCAGCGAUUCAAGGACAUAGAGGGGGAGGUGUACACGGCCCUGCUCACGCUGAUCAACGACACUAAGGUGCUCAAACAGUACGCGGCUACGGCACUGAUUGUGUUCCAGCAAGCCUUCACCCAAGCACACUCGGCCUUUGGCCCCGCGAGCUCCCUGGCGUCACUGGGCCUGCUGCCAACAAGCAGCGCCGCGCUGGAGACUCCCAAUGCAAAGUCCACAGCCGGGUACAACGGAGGGGCCACACCUGCAUCUGGUACGGCAGCCUAUACCCCUAAGGGCGGUCCCGACACACCGGACCAGACGCCGGCCUCGCAGCCAGUACCGCAGCAGCGGCCGCCACCACCCGCCUGGUACAAUGAAGCCAAACAGCAGGCGCAGCCUAUGCAGUACGGGGAGGACAGCGACGAUGACAAGUGA